AUUUAGGGUGGUUUCGGUCAUAUUAAUUGACGAACAAAGUUAACAAUCAGUAGUCAUCAAUGAUAUACAAUCUGAUGUAUUUUUGUGAAAACUCAGGAAUAUAGUAUAACGAAUUUAAAAAAGUUUAGGGGUAUACGGUGAAAAAAACGCUAUUCUAAAGUUAAAAAGUUAGGUUAUUUAAGGUACAUAUCCAAAGUCAAUAAAUCACUCUUUCGUAGCUGUCAAACCGUUCCCUCCACCCCUCCUUUUAAAAACACCACCUUGGCACCUUCAAAACACACAUACUCAAGUUCAACAUAGCAUGACAUACUAAAUAGAAUUAAUAUUAUAGGAAAAAGCAACAAAAUUAUACUCACUCUACUUAUAAAACAUCAACUUCAACAAGAAUUUUGAGAGAAAAAAAAAAAAAAAAAUCUAGUUUUGCCAAAAUGAUCAAAGGAAGAGAAAACAAACUAUUAGGAGGAGCAACACAAUCAGCAGAUUUCUUAGUAUGUUUUCCUUCAAGAACCCAUCUUACACUCAUGCCUAAACCCAUUUGCAGCCCUGCUAGAGGUUCCGAACCCUCGAAACGACACCACCACAACCACCACCUCAAGAGGAUCAACACUCGAACCUCAAGUGCCGCCUCCGGAGGGCCAAACAGCCCUCUUGUAUGGGCUAAAAACAACCAAUUGAGGCCGGAGAUAGCCGAGCCGACUUCCCCGAAAGUCACCUGUGCAGGGCAGAUUAAAGUAAGGCCUAGUUCUUCAAGUGGUUGUAAAAAUUGGCAAUCUGUAAUGGAGGAAAUUGAGAGGAUUCAUAAUCGUGGGAAAACCAAGAAGAAAUCAAAAUGGGUUGAAGGGUUUGGGUUUAAGAAAGAUGUUAUGAGUUUUCUUACUUGUUUAAGGAAUAUAAGGUUUGAUUUCCGGUGUUUUGGAGCAUUUCCUCAAUCUGAUGUUAUUAGUUCAGAUGAUGAGGAAGAAGAUCAAGCAUUCAAAGACGAAGAAUUCGAUAUUGGUGAAGAUGAUAAGGAAAACAACAUUGUUACUAAUAAUAGUAAUAAGGCAGUGUUUUCUAAAUGGUUUAUGGUAUUACAAGAGGAAAAUGAGGGUAAAGAUGUUACUAAAAAUAGUAAGAAAUCAGUGCUACAAGAGAAGAAUAUAGAGAGUGAUGAUGAAUGUGUUCCGGCCGUGCCACCGCCAAAUGCUUUGUUACUUAUGAGGUGUAGGUCUGCUCCUGCUAAGAGUUGGCUAGAGGAGAAAGAAAUUGAAGCUAAAGAAGAGGAAGAAAAAACAGAGGAAGAGGAAAAUUUGAAUAAGAAAAAGAAAAGAGAAAGUUUGGCAAUUUUGAUGAAAUAUGAUGCAGAAUUUUAUAAUUUGUCAACUGAAAUUUCUCAGGAAACUUGGGUUGUUGGUGGAUUCAAAGAUCCUUUUUCCAGGAGUAGAAGUUGGAGAAGGUGAUCUUCAGUCCUCUGUUUUUUUUUUUUUUUUUUUUUUUUUUUUUUUUUU
Molecule: messenger RNA, 1487 nt
Organism: Chenopodium quinoa (quinoa)
Lineage: Eukaryota; Viridiplantae; Streptophyta; Magnoliopsida; Caryophyllales; Amaranthaceae
Exons: 1
Coding region: 429-1439 (336 amino acids)
Source: RefSeq, a predicted model, not a curated record